Haliotis rufescens (red abalone) is the source of this 7869-nucleotide messenger RNA. Its product is annotated as inverted formin-2-like. Gene Ontology annotation, biological process: actin cytoskeleton organization. The record is from RefSeq and is a predicted model, not a curated record. The coding region runs from base 438 to 4172 and encodes 1244 amino acids. The transcript has 15 exons. NCBI's taxonomy places the organism in Eukaryota, Metazoa, Mollusca, Gastropoda, Lepetellida, Haliotidae. Gene Ontology annotation, molecular function: small GTPase binding; actin binding.
AUGGCCCCGAUCCUGUAUAUACCAGUGCUGUGAUAUAACUCAUGCAGACAGACAUACAUGUAUCCAUAGCUUCUCCUCUGCCCGAAGUAUACAAUGGAUAAACUGACUCAGUUCAUUGACAAUACGUACACUCAUUGAGGAAAUGCUGGGGCGAGUGUUGUGAACGGACAGUUGUGUCACAGAAACAUUUCGGGUUUGUCCACACGUGUCCUACUCUCCAACGCUUAUCGCCUGGACUGAGACGGUUUAAAAUUUGUUUGCACCCACGAGGAGAGUAUGAACCGGAAUAUAUGUCGGGGAGGGGAACGUCGCUUCUCUACCUCUUAAAUAGUGUUAGGGACACAGUGCACGUGAAUAUAUAAGCCAGGAGUGUUGUCACAGGCACUGGACACAGGAUUUAGGAUUUACUUUGUCUCUCCAUUCAGGUUUGGUCCAACAUGUCGAGCCUGUUCAGGCGGGUGUCGAACCUGGUAUGGGGGUCCCGGCGUUCCGCUUCAAGAGAAAAAGACAAAAAAAGCCCCAAAACUGGGAGAAAAAAGAAAGGAAAGAAAGACAGAGAGGAGCAGACGACACAUGACGAGGUUAGUUCCGUGAAACAAACUAUAAAUAAGACAGCGACGGAUCAAGCUGUGCUACUCAACCGUGACCGUCACGCGCGCACAGAAGACAUGGCGGACACCGCAGUAGCAGACGACACGACCCAUGACAACAAGUCCAGCGUUGAAACUCACGUGCGAGAGGAGGAAGCACUGAAAAGUUGUGAUAGGGGACAGUUAAACAGUUCACCGUCUUGUGGAGACGACUAUGUGACUUUGCUUGCAUCACAAGCUUCAGGCGACAGCAAACGCGAGAGCGCGCAUACUAAAUUUGCACAGACAGGCUCGAAAGAAAGUGAAUUGACCGACUCCGGCGAGUCGCAAACCUCAAGCUUCAGUCAGUUGGAGAAUAUAUCUGAGAAAGAAGCGAGUUUACUACUGAACGACAUGUACAGCGAGAGUUCUGUUGAUUCGGAACAUGGAACAGGGUCUGGAAAAGAAAAUCAAAAACCGAAAAAAGGAAUUAAACACAUACUUCGUCGAAAAAUAAGCGCGACGUUGACGAAUAUUGAUUUGGAGCAGUGUGAUCCUGAGAUUUGUGUUAGUGUGUUAAAAAUCCCAUCUGUGAAUACGUUCGGAGCUUUGAAGAAGAAGGUGAAGUCCAGUGGGAAAGAGUGGAUGCAAGGAUUCCUGGACGCCAAAGGUCUGGACGCUCUCUUGGACUGUGUGGACACACUUGGAAGUAAACGGGUAACCCAGCUGUCGGAUGCCUUGCUUCUUCUGGAAUGUGUGGCUUGUAUCAAAGUGGUGAUGAACUCCAAACUGGGCCUGGAAUGCCUGGUCCAACAUCCCGAUUACGUCAACAGACUUGUCAAAGCCCUGGACACGACGAACGCUAUGGUCAAGAAGCAGGUGUUCGAGCUGUUGUCCGCACUGUGUGUCUACUCCCCAGAAGGGUAUCGCCUCGCCCUUGACGCGCUGGAGACAUUCAAGACGAUGAAGAAACUUCGAUACAGGUUCAGCCUGAUCGUGAACGAGUUGAAGGGGGCGGAGUUGGUGCCGUACCGGACAACGUUGGUAGCGUUCAUCAACUGUAUCCUGGUGGCAACCGACGACCUGAGGGAGCGUACCAUGAUAAGGAGCGAGUUUAUAGGUCUCAACCUUCUCGACCUUGUCCACGCGAUGCGCGACAUCGAUGACGAUGACCUCAACAUUCAGUGUGACGUCUUUGACGACGAGAAGCACGAUGAUGACGAGGAGCUUGCGGCCAUGACGUCAGCAGCGCUUGACAUCAGCAACCCAGAUGAGGUGUUCAAGGUUGUUCUUCAGAAGGUGUACAACACGCCCCACGCCGACGUCUUCCUGUCUAUCCUGCAGUCACUGCUGCAGAUUGACCCCGACACCCAUCUCAGUGACAACCAGUGGAAGCUGAUGGAGCUGGCGUCGCGCAAGAUGGUGGUGCUGAAAGAUACAGACGACGUCAGCAAGAUGGUGAUGGACAGGCUAAUGUCCCCCCGGGCGUCGCCUCCGAGAGACGAGGUCAACCGUAAAGACAUGGCAAUACAGACUGAUAAACUGCCAACUGGUAAUGGUGAAGUGACCGGAAGUCAGGGAGUUGUCUCCCCUUCGACAGGAGAGAUUGUGUUAGUGAAUGGCUUGGACCAUCAGAAGAAUGGACUCAUUUUACCGCCAGCAAAACCAACGGAAGCAUGGACUGGAGAGAGCCAAGUUGGCAGAGCCAGUGAAGUUUCAUGCUCAUUAUCAAAUAAAGUCUGUGAUAGAGAUUCUUCCACUGAUGGAUUAUCAAAUGGUGCUAAUAACUCCUCCACAAAUGGUGCUAUCCCUCCACCCCCACCGCCACCUCCACCACCUCAAAGUGCUUCAGGGUCUUCUACACCGCUACAACCUGGAAUCCCACCACCGCCACCCCCUCCCCCACCACCAAGUGGGAUACCUCCUCCACCCCCUCCUCCGCCACCCCCAGGUGGAAUCCCCCCACCUCCUCCUCCGCCACCAGGUGGCAUUCCUCCGCCCCCACCUCCCCCACCACCACCCGGCAGCGGUAUUCCACCCCCACCACCACCCCCACCCGGCAGCGGUAUUCCUCCUCCACCUCCACCCCCACCCCCAGGAGGUGGACCACCUCCACCCCCGCCUCCACCAGGUGCUCCACCACCGCCCGGUGGAAACCGACCGCACCCUCUUCAAUUCCGGAGUCCUGCCCCGAGUUUCCAAGGGAUCACAACACCAAAACCAAAACACAAAAUGAAGACUUUUAACUGGUCGAAAUUGCCCCCGACGGCAAUGAACAGCGAGGACAACGUGUGGAAGGAGGUAUCGACUAUGUCCGACAAGGUGAAGGUCCAGUACGACACCAUUGAACAACUCUUUUGUCAGAAGACGGUGGACAAGACUAAACCUGUGGAGCAAACCAAGGUCAAGGCCCCAACAGAGGUGAAUCUUCUGGACAUGAAGCGCAGCAUGAACGUCAACAUCUUCCUCAAGCAGUUCAAAGCCAAGAACGAGGAGGUCGUUCAGAUGAUUAAAGAUGGUGAUGAUGCUGUCAUUGGUGCAGAGAGACUUCGAGGACUACAGAAGAACAUCCCGGAACCAGAUGAGAUCGCAACCAUCAAGGCGUAUGACGGGGACAAGACGAAGCUGGGGAACGCUGAGAAGUUCUACCUGCUGCUGUCCGAUCUGUCUGGCUACAAGGUCAGGGUCGAAGGCAUGCUCCUGAAGGACGAAUUCCGAACCAUCAUGGAGACACUUGUCCCCAACGUCAAAGUCAUCAUCAACGCUGGCAAGAUGGUCAUGGAUAACGAGUCGCUCAAAGCCUUCUUGAGAUACGUCCUACAUACGGGCAACUUUAUGAACUCGGGUGGGUAUGCGGGUAACGCCCUUGGUUUCAAGGUCGCCUCCUUGUCCAAGCUGAUGGACACGCGAGCCAACAAGCCACGGGUGACGUUGCUGCACUUCCUGGUGGGGGAGGCGGAGAAGGAGAGUGGGGAGAUCCUGGACUUUGCACAGGUCCUUCUACCCACACUGACGGCUGCCAGCAGAUUGACGGUGGACAAUCUCAAGUCCGAACUUGGUCAGCUGAAGACAAGCGUGAAGAAGCUGCAGACUCAAGUGGACAAGUCUGGAGACGACAUCAAAAACCAGUUCCAGAAGUUCUUGCAGUCAGCCAAAGAUGACAUUAAAGCGGUUGAUGAUAAGUUUGAGGAAGUGGAUGAACUCGCGAAGAAGAUGGCACAUCACUUCUGUGAGAAUGAGAACAGUUUCAAGAUGGAGGAGUGCCUCACGACCUUCAAGACUUUCUGUGAGAAGGUCAAUCAGUGUCAAAAGGAAAACAUUCAACGGCGGGUUCAAGAGGAAAAAGCUGAGAGACGGAAAAAGGAACAAGAAGCAAUGAAGGCGAAACAAGGGAACAAACCAAUCAAGCCGCCCCAAGAAGAUGACGGCUGCAUCAUCGACCGCCUCCUCAGGGACAUCAAGAAAGGCUACUCUCUCAGGAAAGCCCCAGCAAAGCCCAGACCAGGCCAGUCUUCGUUUGGCAAGGUCAUGGCCGAAGAGACGGCCGCUAAAGCUAACGGAGACGUGGCUACUGAACCUUCCGAGACAGAGUCAAUCUGCUGAGGUGGACAUUUGAUGUGUUGAAAGUGAAUGUGGUCGUAAUUUCAACGGCUGAAGCGAUGUCUUCCGACCACAUUGCCCAUUUCAAGUCACUACAGUAACUUAGCAGUAUCGUCAUGUCAUGUCCGAGGUGUUUCAUGUUAAGGUGAAGUGUUCGGAUUGACAUGGCGAAAACCCGAUUGGAUCCGAAAACUCUCGAAUCUCUCCAGACAUCAAGAAAGGACAUUCGGCUUGUCUCGGAAUGACAACUGUUGGUCACGAUUUGAUCCGAUAGUUACACAAUUUCGUGAUCUCAGUUACCCGUUGUUUGUUGAGGACAUUGGUGUCGAUGAAUGUAGAUAUACCAGUCGAAAUCUGUUGUGUUGGCAUUUUGAAACUGAUUUAAAAAAAACAUUACCUUAAAAAUCGACGCAAAAAGACAAGUUUCUUCAAGCACUUCUCUGACGACCACGCCAGCGUGUAAUACAAUCAGCACGUUUAUAAACAUUUUUAUACCCUUGAUUUAUUCCAAUAUUUAAAACGCUUAUAAAUAAUAGACUUGCAAUAAUUUGAUCAUUACGCUUAUCAAACCAGUUAGUAAGCAAUAUAGCGUGCAAGUAGACAUACAGUGUGUGAUCAUGCCCUUGCGACAUAAGGGAGAUAACUGUGUCUUCCUUUACCCUUGUAAAUUGUCGGUAUUUUGUUUAACACUGUUUGAUUAUGCCAGAACUGUCGGAUAGGUAUCUUUCAGUAACAUCUAAAAGUUUAUUUUAAACUUUUAAGCCACACAUUAUCACCAUCGCAUAUGUUUCAUUAGACGUUUAUGAUAUGCAAUAGACAUAUACUGAAACACUUUGAAAACGCAUAUUCGAUUUUUUGUAAUAUUUGGCAGAAUGGUCACAAAAAUCAAAGCUCUGGAUAUUUAAACUUGAAAUAAUCCAACACAACAAUCUUUUCCUAUGCGUUCGAAUCUUAUUCGAUGUGCUGGAGAUGGACUUGAGCACAAAAACACAUCUGAUCUGAUUUCAAGUUAAGGUUGGUAUCCGUUUUGAAAAUGUUUCAGUAUAAUAUUAAACAUGCUUCCAAGUGAAAUGUUGAUCUACAAACAUUAGGCUGCCAUUAUGUAGUACAUAUAGUGCUUGUUUUCAAAUUACAUUCUUAAACCACCAUCUUAGCAUAAUUCCUUCGACUCAUAGAGUUUAAACAACUGUACAUUGAUGUACAUAAUCUAUAUUAUUGUACAUAUUUAUUUGUAUAUUUGCCAAUCUUUCCAUUUACUACACUACAAUAACGCAUUUACAAUUAGAAUUGAGAGUCCAUGUUUUGAAAGCUCGAACCCAUUAAUCCUCGUCUCUAGCACCCAGGGUACAUAUCACAGUCUGUGUAAAAUGAACCCUGAUCGCCGAGGAUGGAAUAAAAAAUCAGGGAUGAGUAUCUUGUGAUCACUUGCAAUGUAGUUAUUAUGUUGUAUAUGUAGUGAAGAGGCGUUAAUCCUAAUGUCUACGUUCCAAGGAUAAUCCUGAUGUCUACGUUUCAAUGUUAAUCCUGACGUUCACGUUCCAAUGAUAAUCCUGACGUCCACGUCCCAAGGUUAAUCGUUCGCAUUAACGAAAAUGGAAAUGAUCGUCAAUAAGGGUUUCUUCACUAACGGCGUAUCACACUACAGUGGUCACAAUAUGUCUUUACUGGUGAGACAUCAUGUUCUUUACUACGGGGGCGGUCGGGUACCCUAGUGGUUAAAGCGUUCCCUCGUCACGCCUAAGACCCGGGUUCGAUUCCCGACAUGGGUACAAUGUGUGAAGCCCAUUUCUGGUGUCCCUCGCCGUGAUAUUGCUAGAAUAUUGCUAAAAGCGGUGUAAAACCAUACUCACUCACUCUUUACUACGGUAACGCGACUAUUUGUAAUCAAUAUCCUAUCAAAGGCUUUCACCCAAUAGUAGUGUACGCGUACAUCCAUUGAGGUAAAGCUUGUCUUGUGUCUGGAUUGCUAUUUUCAGCUCAUUUGAGAAUUCCUGAUAGUGCGGAAACCCCAUAUUCUGGACGGUUACUUUUUAAGUAGAUGCAUACACCUGGAGAAUAGAUUUGUUUAUUUUCAAAUCUCCCGAUAAAUGUAUCCUUUGCAAAUACACGACACUGAUUUCAUUUCGAUAAAUGUCCGAGAUGACAUGGUAUCAGCUGAAACGUGAGCACAAAAACAUUGAAUGUCUCCCCGAUAGUCACAAGUAGUGAGCCAUGUCACAGGAUGCAAUGAAGCAGAGGAGGCAAAGAGUAGUGGAGUAAAUAUUGCCAUGGAACAGUUAAAAAACUUGUUAUUUCAUAAAAGCCUCUGGUAUCUUUAGUGGCGGUCGGGUAGCCUAGUGGUUAAAGAUUCCCGACAUAGGUACAAUGUGUGAAGCCCAUUUCUGGUUCCCCCGCCGUGAUAUUUCUGGAAUAUUGCUAAAAGCGGCGUAAAAUCAAACUCACUCACUCUGGUUUCUGUAUUUCAACAUGAGAGUGUCACUUUGUAAAGGGUAUUUUUCUUAUUCGUAAGAAAAUAAUUAAGGCAUACGAUUUUUUUAAAAUUGCUGUUUCAUAAGUAUAUGGAAAGUGGUGCAUAAUUAUUCUCCAGGUGUGUGUGAUGCAAGAGCCAUUACAAUGUAUCCUAGGUUUCUUCAUCCAGAAUGUGCUUAAUCCCGACGGAAGUUUCAGUGAUCGGAACUGUUGAGGGUCCCAUUCCACACAUGAGUCGUAGCGCUAAGGCCGUAACACGCACACAUACUUCAACAUUGAAUGACGACAGUCGUAGAGCUAAGGCCGUAACUCGCACACAUACUUCAACAUUGAAUGACGACAGUCGUAGAACUAAGGCCGUAACUCGCACACAUACUUCAACAUUGAAUGACGACAGUCGUAGAGCUAAGGCCGUAUCUCGCACACAUACUUCAACAUUGAAUGACGACAGUCGUAGCACUAAGGCCGUAACUCGCACACAUACUUCAACAUUAAAUGACGACAGUCGUAGAGCUAAGGCCGUAACUCGCACACAUACUUCAACAUUAAAUGACGACAGUCGUAGCGCUAAGGCCGUAACUCGCACACAUACUUCAACAUUAAAUGACGACAGUCGUAGCGCUAAGGCCGUAACUCGCACGCAUACUUCAACAUUAAAUGACGACAGUCGUAGAGCUAAGGCCGUAACUCGCACACAUACUUCAACAUUGAAUGACGACAGUCGUAGCGCUAAGGCCGUAACUCGCACACAUACUUCAACAUUAAAUGACGACAGUCGUAGCGCUAAGGCCGUAACUCGCACACAUACUUCAACAUUGAAUGACGACAGUCGUAACACUAGGGCCGUAGCUCGCACACAUACUUCAACAUUAAAUGACGACAGUCGUAGCGCUAAGGCCGUAACUCGCACACAUACUUCAACAUUGAAUGACGACAGUCGUAGAGCUAAGGCCGUAGCUCGCACACAUACUUCAACAUUGAUUUACAACAGCUAAGGCCGCUCUGUGGAACGGGAACCGUGUGUUUAUAAACCAACUGAAUAUUGCUGAGUGGUGUUGCCGGGUAUUGAAAUGGUUUCGAUAUUAGCGGAUAAAACGUGGACUCUCAGUCUACAUUAAAAAUCUGCAGAGUUGCUUAAAAACUAUUUCUAUUUUUCUAGUCGAUAAAAGUGUUGAACAGCCAGUCGACCACUGCGUGUAGUUUCUUACACAAAUAAACAUCUAUGCAUUUU